Soboliphyme baturini is the source of this 1143-nucleotide messenger RNA. Lineage: Eukaryota; Metazoa; Nematoda; Enoplea; Dioctophymatida; Soboliphymatidae. The record is from the annotation of a GenBank genome assembly.
AUGGGUGAGGCGCAGUCGUCGGUUGCGCAGACGUCCGGCUCGAUAGCGGCGCCGGCGCAAUCACAGUCAUCACUAUUUCCUCCUGCAACGGCGACGUUCGUGCUGAAGCCCUUAACGCAGCCGAUCACCCAAGAUUAUAAGGUGAGCAAGAGGGUGUUGGGCGUUGGCAUCAACGGCAAAGUGGUGGAAUGUAUCCGGCGCAAAACUGGCGAGAAAUUCGCCCUCAAGGUAUGUUUUCGAAUUGCGUCUGCUCACCUCCUGUCCUCAAAUCAUACAGCCAGCAGCCAUAAAAACAUCGUGCGUAUCUUCGACGUCUAUGAAAAUACCUACAACAACGUCAAAUGUCUCCUUGUUGUCAUGGAAUGCAUGGAAGGCGGAGAACUGUUCAGUAGAAUACAGCAGCGAGCUCAAAACGCGUUUACUGAAAGAGAAGCGGCUGCUAUCAUGUAUGAAAUCUCUUCGGCUGUACGUUUUUUACAUCAUCUCAGCAUCGCUCAUCGCGACCUGAAGCCAGAAAAUCUGCUUUAUUCCAAACCUGGCAAUGACGGAGUUCUUAAAUUAACAGAUUUUGGAUUCGCGAAAAGGUGUGAACCGUCCGCCGUAAAGCCGUUAGAAACGCCGUGCUACACGCCUUACUAUGCGGCGCCGGAAGUUUUAGGGACCGACAAGUAUGACAAGUCUUGUGACAUGUGGUCUAUCGGUAUCAUCAUGUACAUACUGCUCUGCGGUUUUCCACCGUUUUACUCUUCGCACGGAUUGGCGAUGUCCCCUGGUAUGAAAAAUCGCAUCAAAGCGGGGCAAUAUGAAUUCCCUUCCCCUGAAUGGGACAAGGUUUCUGACAAAGCGAAAGACCUUAUACGAGGAUUAUUAAGAACCGAUCCGGCUACACGACUGCAGAUAAAUCAAAUGAUGGAUCAUCCAUGGAUUGUGGGAUAUUCAAAGGUACCUGAAACACCGCUUUGCACCCCGGCGGUUCUUUCAGAAGGAAAGGCGCAGUGGACGGAAGUGCAGGAAGAAAUGGCUAAUGCCCUGGCGACAAUGCGCGUCGACUAUGAUCAGAUGCACAUAAAAAAUUUGGGAGAAACUAACAACAAGCUUCUGGCAAAGCGAAAAAAGAAAAAUUUUUUUGAUAUGAAGCUGUGA